Archocentrus centrarchus (flier cichlid) is the source of this 1546-nucleotide messenger RNA. RefSeq names its product heterogeneous nuclear ribonucleoprotein A/B-like. Bases 180 to 1127 code for a protein of 315 amino acids. NCBI's taxonomy places the organism in Eukaryota, Metazoa, Chordata, Actinopteri, Cichliformes, Cichlidae. The record is from RefSeq and is a predicted model, not a curated record. Gene Ontology annotation, molecular function: RNA binding. The transcript is spliced from 9 exons. Gene Ontology annotation, cellular component: chromatin; nucleoplasm. Gene Ontology annotation, biological process: regulation of gene expression.
CAAAGGCCCCUUUCGUCCAAUCACAGAAGUUGUCACUGCAACGUCUCUAGCUUUUGGUCACAUCCGGUCGUAUAUAUGUUGCCACGAGUUAGCGGCGAAUUUGGAGCGUGUCCAUUUUGAGCAGCGGCUCGGCGUCCCCGGUAUUUCCAGUCAAAUCAUUUGAAGAUCCCACCGUCAGAAUGGCAGACGCUGAGAAUCUGCUCAUGGAGACAUCGGAGCAGAAUGGCAAUGAGGGAGAAGAGGACCAGAAUGGAGCUGAGCAGGAGCAGAUGGCUGGGGACGAAGAGCAGGACAACGGCACAGAUGGAGGCAAGAUUGACGCUAGCAAAGGAGAGGAGGAUGCUGGUAAAAUGUUCGUGGGUGGCCUCAGCUGGGAUACGAGUAAAAAGGACCUGAAGGAUUACUUCACUAAGUUCGGUGAGGUGUCAGACUGCACCAUUAAGAUGGACUCAAACACUGGGCGAUCCCGAGGCUUUGGCUUCGUUCUCUUCAAAGACUCCUCCAGCGUGGAUAAGGUACUGGAGCAGAAGGAACACAGACUGGAUGGGCGUAACAUUGACCCCAAGAGGGCGAUGGCUAUGAAGAAGGAUCCUGUCAAGAAGAUCUUUGUUGGGGGUUUGAAUCCAGAAGCAACUGAGGAAACCAUCAGGGAAUAUUUUGGCGCCUUUGGAGAGAUCGAAACCAUUGAGCUCCCAAUUGACCCCAAAUCAAAGAAAAGGAGGGGAUUCAUCUUCAUCACAUACAAAGAUGAAGCCAGCGUAAAGAAGUGUCUGGAGAAAAAAUACCACAACAUCCAGGGUGGCAGGUGUGAGCUGAAAAUUGCCCAGCCGAAAGAGGUGUACCAGCAGCAGCAGUAUGGAGCAGGGCGUGGAGGUGGCUACGGAGGUCGGGGAGGCAGGGGCCGUGGAGGUCAGAGCCAGGGCUGGAACCAGGGCUAUGGAAACUACUGGAACCAAGGAUAUGGCAACCAAGGUUAUGGCUAUGGUGGAUAUGGCAACUACAGCAACUAUGACUACUCUUCUGGUUACUACGGAUAUGGUCCUGGAUAUGAUUACAACCAGGGCAGUGCCAGCUAUGGGAAAACUCCAAGACGGGGGGGACACCAGGCCAACUACAAGCCAUACUGAUGAUCACUUGGCAGUUCAAGGACUCCAGUGAUCCAGUGAGACCGACGGCUGGACGGACACACACUGGGCCAGACUCGACCUCUUUUAUGACAGAAGACCAUUUGUACAGAAAACAUCAGAAAUGUAACUUUUUUUUUUUUUUUUCUUUUUUUUUUUUUUUUUUUUUUUUUAAACCCUAUCAGUUUUAGGUUUUAUUUUUCCCUUGUGGGUCUUUUUUUUUGUUUGUUUUUUGUGUUUUUGUUUUUGGUCCCCCCUUCCACAUUUCCACCGGAAGUGUAAUUUUUACUGUACUUUUUGGUACCUGUUUUGAUUCUAUUGUAUUGUAAGGGUUGUAUUUUACAUGUUUGAUGGCUUUACAGGUUGAAAAUCUUGGCGCUGUAAAGGAGCUUUUUUGACAAAUAAAUACAGUUUUCAGUAAA